Molecule: messenger RNA, 1644 nt
Organism: Parathielavia appendiculata
Lineage: Eukaryota; Fungi; Ascomycota; Sordariomycetes; Sordariales; Chaetomiaceae
Exons: 6
Coding region: 1-1644 (547 amino acids)
Biological process (GO): retrograde transport, endosome to Golgi
Cellular component (GO): membrane; Golgi apparatus
Source: RefSeq, a predicted model, not a curated record
AUGAGGCGCUCGGCGUGCUUAUUACUCGCACUGCUGCUGUCGGAUCCGAACGAGGAUCAACGAUGCGCCGGCAUGUAUAGCAAGAGCUCGUGGGGCGGGCCCGUCGACCCCUUCAUCCACGUCAAGUUCACCGACGUCGGCAAGGACAAGGGCGACGACCCCGUCGUCAGCCUGCUCAUCUUCGACUGGAUGGACCAGGACUUUCUCGACGUAAUCCCGGACGACCCGGAAAGAGCCCAUAUAUGCAAUCAGGACUAUGUCGACGCCGGAAUGUGCAACAAGACCGACAUUGGCGAGUUCAUGGUCUCGCCCAACGCCACCGCACAGUCGAGAAACGUCAUCUUGACCAAGGCCAUCCACCUGAGAGACUCGACCCCGAUCAAGUACCCCAUCCCUAAGACGGGCUACUUUUGCGUCGUCACCGAGCGGUUCACGGCCGAGACCUUCGAGGCCAUCGUCGAGUUCCGCAACGCCUACGGCGAGCUCCCUGCCACCCAGAUCCCGAAGCUCCCGUUUUAUGGGGGAAUAACGAUUGCCUAUGCGCUGGUGCUGGUGUUCUGGGGCUUCCUCUACUUCCAGCAUCGGACCGACAUCUUGGCCGUGCAAAACUACAUCACAGCUAUCCUCAUUUUCCUCGUGAUUGAAAUGCUGAUGACUUGGGGUUUCUAUGACUACCUCAACAGGCACGGGUCCAACAUUGGAUCCCAGGUGCUGCUCGUUGUCGUGGCCGUGCUCAACGCCGCCCGCAAUUCGUUCUCCUUCUUCCUCCUCCUGAUCGUCUGCAUGGGCUACGGCGUGGUCAAGCCGACACUGGGGCGCACCAUGAUCUAUGUCCGGUGGCUCGCCAUCGCCCACUUCGUCUUUGGCAUCGUUUACGCCAUCACCAGCCUGGUCGUCAACCCGGACACGGCGGGGCCCUUUGUCCUGCUCAUCGUGCUCCCCCUGGCCGGCACGUUGACGACCUUUUAUGUCUGGACCCUCAACUCGCUCAACUUCACACUCAAGGACCUCCGCGAGCGCAAGCAGCACGCCAAGGAGGCCAUGUACCGCAAGCUGUGGUGGUGCAUCCUGCUGUCGAUUAUCGUCAUUUUUGCCUUCUUCUUCUUUAAUUCCUUCUCUUUCGCCUCGGCCCGCGACCCGGACUAUGUCCCCUUCCACUGGAAGACGCGCUGGUUCGUGCUCGACGGCUGGCUCAACCUCGUCUACUUUUCCGAUGUCGCCUUCAUCGCGUACGUCUGGCGCCCCACGGCGAAUAACCGGCGCUUUGCCAUGAGCGACGAGAUUGCGCAGGAGGAUGACGGGACGUUUGAGAUUGCCAACCUUGAUAUUGGCAACCCGGACGAGUCGGAUGACGAAGAUGAUGAGGAGGCUAGGGUGGGGAGCGCUAAGAAGACGACCGGGAAUGGUGCUUCGUCGUCGCGGGGGGCGGGUGGUAGUAGUGCUGCUGCUGCUCAGACUGGUGCGGAGAGUAGGCAACAACAAUCGCAACAGCGACAGCCAGCGCAGCAAGUUUCUUCGCAGCGGCCGCCGCAGCCGCGGGAGUCGCUGGACGGCGAGACGAUCUUUGCCGUGGGCGAGGACGGGGACAAGUUUUCGGAUGAUGAGAGUGGGGAGGAGUCGGGGCUUGUAAGGGGGAGGAAAUAG